Molecule: messenger RNA, 1692 nt
Organism: Toxotes jaculatrix (banded archerfish)
Lineage: Eukaryota; Metazoa; Chordata; Actinopteri; Toxotidae
Gene: zfyve19
Product: zinc finger, FYVE domain containing 19
Exons: 11
Coding region: 139-1425 (428 amino acids)
Biological process (GO): mitotic cytokinesis checkpoint signaling; abscission
Cellular component (GO): midbody; centrosome; cleavage furrow
Molecular function (GO): phosphatidylinositol-3-phosphate binding; metal ion binding
Source: RefSeq, a predicted model, not a curated record
CAACGCUGAAAGACUGAAAAUGGGCCACUAGUUGCCAAAUUAUCGUUCGUAGAGUCGAUUUUCUCAACGUAUUUACCCGCACUAGCAAAAACGGCCAAAUUUUAACUGCCUGUCACUUGAGUCUCUACAUGUAUCGGCAUGGACAACCGUUGUUUUUGUUGUGCAUCAAAGUUCAGCCUCUUCAAGAAAGAGCUGGGCUGUAAAAGCUGUGGGCGCUCCUUCUGCUCCAGCUGUUUGGCUUUCACUGCUGUGGUGCCUCGCUGUGGCAACACCCAGCAGAAGGUGUGUAAACAGUGCUAUGGCAAUCUGACAAGUGGGGAGUCUCAAAACAGUGCUGGAAGAUGGUCUCCCCCUGAAAAUUACAAAAAAAGGGUUGCCGCACUUGAGGCCAAGCAGCAGGGACAGUCGACACAGCCUCUUGCACAUCCAGGCUCUAGAAACAGCAAAGGAGGCCAUCUACCAGCCAAAGCCCUGAGUAAAGAAGACCAGGCUAUUGCUGAACGACUUCAAAAGCUCAAAGAGGACACUGCACCAAAGUCUAUCCCAUCAGAGAAAGAGCUUGAGUCUCGCCUUGCUGCUUUGAAAGCUCCCAGCCGGCCAGUGCCUUCUGCAGAGGAAAUGGAGGACCGUCUGGCGGCCUUACGGGGUCAGGCUCCACCAUCUCAAGCCCCUCCAGCUGUGCACCAGCCUCCAGAUAACAGGAGUCAGACUGAACAAACCAAUGAUCUGCUUAGUCAGAUGACAGAGGAAGUUGCCAUUGACAACCAGCAAUCAAAUCCUGAAUGCAAUGUCGACAGCCGAAUGAAUGAUCUGAACAAGGGGGAGGGGGGACUACUGGAAAAUUUGGAGGAAAACCAGGAUCCAGGCAAACAGUUGGAGGUUGAGAAGGCACGUUUGUUGGAGGAGGCCAUGGAGGAGCUGAGGAAGGAGCGACAUUCCCAGGAUCAGAUCCUCCACAUGGCCAAGAGGAUGGCACAGCUGAAGGGGCAGGACCCAGACAAAGUUACUAUGGAGGACUUUCAGCAACCUGACAGUGAGGAGGAGACUGAGGAAGAAGCUGUGAGGAGGGUGUUAAAACAGCUCUCAGAGGAAGCUGCACUGGAUGAGGCCAGUGGCUACAACAUACCUCUGGAACACAGUGGACCAAGGAACACAGAAAAGAAGAAAACUUCAAAGAAGCCGACACAGCCUCCAGCACCCAAGAGUAGAAUUCCUCCAGCUGCUGGAGCACAUCAGCCAUCAGACAGUGAUGAGGAUGAACUUCCAUGGUGCUGCAUCUGUAACCAAGACGCUACACUUCGCUGUCACACCUGUGAUGGAGACCUUUACUGCAACCGCUGCUUCAGGGAAGGCCAUGAUAAAUAUGACAGGAUGGAGCAUCGCACUACUAACUACACUGCGCCAAAGAAGAAGAGCAAGACAUGAUGGUUAGACUGUGCUGUUGUCAGUCAUCACCCUUAGACUUAUGCUUUUAGCCUUAAGUGACCUAUUAUUGUUUAAAAAAUGGCAUCUCAAAAGAUUUAAACACUACCUAUUAUCUAAAGCAAUGCAGAGCUCCUCAUUUUAACUUCUAACUUAUCGUGUCCGAUCUGUCUAAAGUGGCUAUAAACAUGUUUCUAUGUAGACCACAGGAAGAGCAGCAUCUGCUUUCUGUUACUGCAAACCCUGAUCUAGAUGAACAGAAUAAACAAA